This is a messenger RNA of Blastomyces gilchristii SLH14081, 186 nucleotides long. RefSeq lists its product as uncharacterized. The transcript is spliced from 2 exons. NCBI's taxonomy places the organism in Eukaryota, Fungi, Ascomycota, Eurotiomycetes, Onygenales, Ajellomycetaceae. The annotation marks the transcript as partial. The record is from RefSeq and is a predicted model, not a curated record.
UUAAAGAUCUCUGAAGUAAGAGUAGCAGAUUUGAAAAUGAGAACUCAAAAUAUGCAUUCUGUGCCAGAGAUCACAAAACUAGUGAGUAUAAAUGUGAAACAUGCUCAAAAAGAGGUGAAAUUUGUUAAUAUACUCUGCUUAAGUGCUCUAAUUGCAAAGAAAAAUAUGCUUCUAGCUCAAAAGAAU